AUGGCCGAUGUCAUGGUCCAGACCCCUCCGGUACUUCAGGGUCCAUCAGAGAAGGAGCGAAAAUAUGACCGCCAACUCCGACUUUGGGCUGCCUCGGGUCAGGCUGCUCUCGAGUCGGCUAAUAUUCUCCUCGUCAACUCCGGUGCUGGUACCGUUGGCGUUGAGACUCUCAAGAAUCUUGUUCUACCUGGUAUUGGCCGGUUCACUAUUGCCGACCAGAAUGUUGUAACUCAUCAAGAUUUGGGUGUCAAUUUCUUUGUAGAUGAUAGCUGGCUGGGCAAGUCCAGAGCUGAAGCUUGCACCGACUUUCUCUUGGAACUUAACCCUGAAGUACAGGGUGAAUGGUAUCCUAAACCCCAGGAUGAAUCUUUCCACCUAGAUCACUUUCUCAGUAGCUCACCAACAUUCACCAUGAUCCUAUAUGCUCUUCCUUUGCCUCAAGAUCAGGUUCAGCUAAUUCGGGGUUAUUCUCAUCAACAUAAAAUUCCUACAAUUGCAGUUCAUUCUGUUGGAUACUACUCCUACUUCAAGACCACAUUACCAGGCACAUUUCCUAUCGUUGACACCCAUCCCGACGAGACCGCUACUACAGAUCUGCGACUUCUAGCCCCUUGGCCCGAACUCCUUGAGUUUUCCCAGAGCAUGACUGAAAACAUCGAUAACCUCGAUAGUCAUGAGCAUGGUCAUUUACCUAUGGUCGUCAUUCUCUUUCAUUAUCUAGAACAAUGGAAACAGGCCCACGGCGGCGCUUACCCUACAAGCUACGUCGACAAGACCGCAUUCCGCAAAACUGUCUCGGAGGCCAUGAGGACAGACAACCCUGAGGGAGGUGAAGAGAAUUUUGAAGAGGCUAUAGCUGCUGUGAUGAAACAUGUAGUAAAGCCCUCCCUUCCUAGUUCUCUUCAACAAGUCUUUGACCAUGUGCACCAAGAUCCUGUAAGAAUAAGUGCAAUUAUUGUCAACUUCAUCGCUAACCUUUGCCAGGAGGAGACCACAUCAAGCUUCUGGGUCAUCACAGAGGCUGUGAAACGAUUCUAUGACCAACAUGGCCGUUUACCUGUCCCUGGAGGACUGCCUGACAUGAAGGCUCAAUCCAACGUGUACAUCAAACUACAGAACAUCUACAAAGAACGGGCUCGCCAGGACGUUGGUCAAGUUCUGGAAACCGCUCGAAGUCUUCCUGGCGGUCAGGACGUGGAUCCCGAGCAGGUCGAGCUCUUCUGCAAGAAUGCUUCUUUUAUCAAGCUCAUUAAUGCCUCUGGAGACAAGUCUAUCAGUCUCGAUAAGCUUGUCGAGCAGGAGCUAGCAAACGACGAGAUAUCAGCCUUUGCUGGGCCCGAGAUGCCUCUAUCUCUGGUCCCACUGUACCUCGCCCUGUUGGCAACAUCAAAUACCAAGACUGCUUCUGCAGAUGAUAUUAUGGAUUUCGUCGGCAAGGCCGCACCAAAAGCCACAGAAAACGAACGAUACAAGAAGACUGCCCAAGAGGUUGAGCGCGCGGCCGGUGGCGAGCUUCAUAACAUAUCAGCCCUUACCGGCGGCAUGGUUGCUCAAGAGAUGAUCAAGAUUAUCACCAAGCAAUAUGUGCCCAUCGACAACACUUGUAUCUUCGACGGUAUCGACAGCCGCUGUCAGGUCCUCCGCCUGUAA
This is a messenger RNA of Fusarium fujikuroi IMI 58289, 1650 nucleotides long. Its product is annotated as related to auxin-resistance protein. The record is from RefSeq and is a predicted model, not a curated record. The transcript is spliced from 3 exons. Gene Ontology annotation, cellular component: cytoplasm. Bases 1 to 1650 code for a protein of 549 amino acids. Gene Ontology annotation, biological process: protein neddylation. Gene Ontology annotation, molecular function: NEDD8 activating enzyme activity. NCBI's taxonomy places the organism in Eukaryota, Fungi, Ascomycota, Sordariomycetes, Hypocreales, Nectriaceae.